Messenger RNA from Haliotis rufescens (red abalone), 1233 nucleotides. RefSeq lists its product as uncharacterized. The transcript is spliced from 9 exons. Bases 39 to 1127 code for a protein of 362 amino acids. Lineage: Eukaryota; Metazoa; Mollusca; Gastropoda; Lepetellida; Haliotidae. The record is from RefSeq and is a predicted model, not a curated record.
ACUCUUGAGGGUGAGGAGGAAAGUCAAUCGGAAUCAACAUGACGAUGUUCGGCAACGGUCUCUUCAUAGUUCUCCUGGCUGUCCUUGCGCCAUCACUGGGAUGUCCGCCUGGACCAGAUGAGCUCCCCAACAAGCUCGCUGGCCUCUUGACUCAACUAGAAACCGCGAAGGCGGAUUUCCAAAGUAUCUUUGAUGUCACCGAUGAACAGUGUCCAUGUCAGACUCCCGGGGAUUGCUUUGAAAGUGAUCUCGAAGCCCUCAACACCACACUUUGCGAUCUUAUCAACAAUCUCACAGCAUUGAUCGGGGAUCAAUCAACGGACUGUCCUGCACUUGAAGGAUGUGCCGCACUUGUUGGUGGAUGCUAUCGGACCGACAUUGCUCAGGUUGACCCAGUGGGGACGAUCCUGCCGAGUUUGGAUGUGACUUAUAAUGUCAGCGCUUUUACAGUAAGCGGAGACAAUGCAUCAAGUUACAGCAUAUACUAUCUUUCGUUUCCGCCCCUCCGGUUUGUUUGCGAGUCCAGGACCACGGAUAGGAUCAUCUCAAACACCCUACUACUCCAGGAAGAGUUUGGAAGCGGUACUGGUAUCGCUGUCGUGGAUGAUCUGCUGUAUGUCGCCAUUAAUGAUUAUAACAACACGGGUCUCGAUCAACUUGCGUCCAUUCCUACAUCUGGCGGCACUUUGUCGCUUCUUACCGAGAUUUCCUGCGAGGCUGGGAGAGUCAGAGCUUUUGAUGGGCGAGUGUACUUCAGCGACUGCAAGGAGAUCAAGUGCGUCAACGAGACAGGUGGAGAUUUGCAGACCAAACUGAAGUUUUCAAUGUCCAUUACAUCGUUUGACGUCAUUGACGAUAACAGGAUCGUGUUUAUUGAUGUUGCCGGUGGUGUGUGGAUCUACGACAUUGCGACCAACUGUUUCAAGCUGCUGUACUGCAUUCCGGGCGACCCAUCCGGGGACGUCAAGAUCAACCGCUGUUCUUCUUUGAUAUACCUGGCCUACCCUGGUGUCAGCGAUCUCGGCAUUUUCAACGCCACAUCCUUGGAGUCGGCGGGCAUUCUGGAGUACACCACGUCCAACCCCAGUGAGUGUCCGAGUCUCGGAUUCGAACCAGACUGCCCAUAAUUGGCAGAGUGGGGAGACAGACCGCCACUGCGUGUUGAAAAGCAAGCAAUAAAAUGUGUAGAAGGCAUUGAGUCAAAUCUGUAUUCAAUAAACCUUUUGAACACGA